AUGGGUGGUAUUUCAACUGUUGGUACUGUACAAAUACAAUAUACUGGUGACAGAGACGGUCCAGAUGAAUUGAAAGCAAAGAAGUUUACAAAACCAAUAGCACUUUUCACGGAAGAUGCUCUUUUGAAGAUUCGUUCGAUGAAACCUGCUGGGGCUCCUCAGAUUGGCAUAACGACAGCUUCCAUCGAGCAGAUUUUGGCAGCAGGUCAGUAA
This is a messenger RNA of Trichomonas vaginalis G3, 213 nucleotides long. RefSeq names its product protein of unknown function, DUF4106 family. Bases 1 to 213 code for a protein of 70 amino acids. The record is from RefSeq and is a predicted model, not a curated record. The transcript has a single exon. Lineage: Eukaryota; Parabasalia; Trichomonadida; Trichomonadidae.